AAUGCUUCCGCAAGGGAAGAUGUCCAAAGCAGUCGACGGAAUCCAUAGCGGAGGGUGUGGAUGGGCGGCUCUUGGAAUACACUUAGAUCUAGUUUUUGUUUCAAUUUAGUGUAAAAUUGCUUUUUUUUCUCUUCCUGGAUUUAAAAAAGAAGGCAUACUAUUGUUUGACAUCAUGGCGUCUGAUCUUCUUGACCUGGAGCAGUUGGUCAAGGAUUUUGCCGAGGAUUUUCUCGACUCGGACCAGAAGAAACACGCAGAUCUGAAGACUCCAGAAAUCAACUGGGACCAUAUGAACGUUCAUUACGGGGAGACAACCUACGACAAAUCCAGAGACCGACCCAAACCUCAGGCCCAUGUGUUGUUUAGCGCCAAGUUCUCCAACAGCACGCCCAAGCCACAGACGUACGCCCUGCGCACAGAGAGGCGGACACGCUCUGUGUGUAGCAUCACUUUCCUCAGGACCUUCACCUUCGGGGCCAGUGUCCAGAUCAAACUGACCCCACCCAACCCGGUCAUAGAAGCGAACACAGGGUUCAAGUCCGAGGUGUCCAAGCAUAAAGGCACGAGUCAGACAUUCGAGCAGGAGCUGAGCUGGACGGUAGACAACUCCAUCCUCGUCCCCCCGGGCUACGAGACGAAGGCCGAACUGGUCAUCAAGGAGAACGACUACAACGGAGACUUCGAGGAACUGGUCACGUUCGAAGGACGCGUCAUGGUGACGUAUGAACACAAAAAGACACGAGAGCACAUAACCACCAUCUCAGAGAACGUCCGGAAACUUUUCGACUCCCGGCUCGGAUUUAAGAAAGACGAGCUAGGUCGGCCGACGUUUAGGGUAAAGGGUACAUGCAAGUGUCGCUUUGGUAUGGAGCAGGAUGUGAAACUAACAGAGACUCCAAUGGCCGACCCGGAACCGGAAGACGUCCCGGAUACCGUACAGUAGUGUAGAGGAGAAGGAGAGAAGCCUCCGUCUGUGAUAGAUAGAGAUGUUGCUUCCUGAUUCCCACAACGUCAUCAACAGUGGUACUGUGUCGUUCUUCGAUACAUGUGAGCAAGGGGCUUUCAUUAUAACAGUGGACAAAAUUUUCAGGAUUUCGCAAGCUGUGCCUAUUUAUGUGGUUUCUAUUGCAAUUGCAGAGUUGUGUUUGUUUCAUUAAGAAUUUGACGGCAUUUGCAAAUUGCAACUCAGUAAGGUCAUAUUAUAAGUGCUGAAGGUUAGAAGUGUUUCAAAAGAAUAAGAGACACAAAAAAGGGAGGGGAGAUAAGGACGAUGAAUUAUAUAUUUCAUUUUAGGGAAGAAGAUGGAAAACCACACCAGAGCACCCGCCAGCCAACCACCCACGGUUGGGUUAUACCAAACUUUCAAAAGACCACUGGAUAAGACAACCAAAACAAUUUUCUUUAUAUAUAUAAUUGACUCAUAGCUAUAAAUUGUUAUCUUAACAUUCGGAUUCUUAAAGUUAAAGUGAGAGUAGAAAAUGCUUUACAAAAACAAAUUCAUUCGCUAUGUCAGAGAGAAGUUUCGAUUAAAUUACAUAACAUUUUUCUUCUCAAGUGCACACAGAUACCACCGAAAACUAUGAGCCAUAUGAUGGAUAACACUGGCAGUUUUAAGACGAAAAAAAAAAGAAGCGAAAUGCCAUUUAAAAUGCAUUCCACCGAAUGGCCUUAAGUAACAAUUCAUGGUCUGUGAUACUCUGAGAAGUAAACUGUGGGUCGAGGUGUAGAGGCAGGGGAAGUCAAUGAAGCAUUUUCUGAGAGGCAGGUAAGUACAGUAGCUUUCAAACCAGCAGGGUUACUGUUAUGAAGACAGUGUGAUGACCCUAGUGCUGCCAAUGUCUAGAAGUCUAGAAUGUGAUGUGAAGACUUCACUAUAAUGCGAGCAUAAAAAAGUCCUUUUCCCCCUGAUUUACCUCAGCCGUAUUUUCGAGUUCAAGGUGCUAUAUAGUAUAAUUUCUGUUCGUUUAUACAAAACAGUUCAUUGCCUUGUGCGUGUACUUAGGAGCCUGGGCGGACUGGGUGUCUCGGAUAUUUUCUUUUCAACUGUUGCUGGGUGCACUGCUACUGCUAGAUCGCAACUUCCUUCUGUGAGUACAGAGUGCAACAAUGUAGCCCCCCCCCCCCCCUUUUACAGCCAGUUGCUAGUUAUAUUCUCUUUCUAAAGCAACGUUACUCAAGUAUCAGGACAGGUUGUGUCCAAGAUUUCGUACAAUACUGUGCAAACCUCAGCGAAGUAUGCACUAUGAUUAGACCUCCUAUUAAUGCAGCAAAAGUAGACAACAAAGAGCCGUGUCUGAUAGCAAUAGCAUCCUUACACUUGUACAAAUACAUAUAUUGAGUCCCGCAACAGGAUAUUUUCCAGUUACCAGUCUGGUACAUGUCUGUUUUGGUAAGCGCUUUACGGUACUUGCAAUACAAUUAGGUCAUAUAUAAGUACCGAAGAUCAGAGGUGUUACUAGAACGUAACAAACACAUAAAAAGUAGGAGGAAAGAUAAGAACGAUUGAUGCUUGAAAGCAAACCACACCAGAACACCAGCCAACCACCCAUUGGUAAAUGUCUAAUCUCUUGUUCUGUUGUAUGAGCCAUCAAAUUACAUCGAUGCUGAAGUCUAAAGUGUCAACAUAAUUGCCAUACGAGUGCAUUAUAUGUAUUUUGAAAAGACAAGAGCUAGUAGAUCCUAUCUUAUUCUUUGAAUAAUGUAUUUCAUCUUGAAACCACGCACAUGUAUAAUAUAAGCUUACCGCUUAAAACCUGAGAUCUUUCCUUGUGUUAUCAGAAACUUGUGAAGAAUCAAACUGUGCUUUAUGACUUUUUGUCACUUCAACCCAGUGGGUGAAUAAUGACAUUCACAAAAAUACAAGCCAUCAACACAGUUUUAUGAUUGAAAGAGAGAUAAGAAAGAGUUACAGGGCUCCAGGAAGGGGUGGCAAACGUACAAAAAGGCAAAGGACGUCUCAAUCUUACCAUUUUAGUAAAGGCUAUGAUAACUCUUGGAUUUUUCCCAGACCUUUAUGCUCUUAGUGAGGGCGUCUGAGGUCCAUCCAGAGUCUAAUAAUUUCCUCAGCCAUGUUAUCACUUACUCGAUUGUUUGGAGUAGCCAACAAUAUACAUGUGUGCCCGAGCUUUUACUUAGCGUCUGCAACACAGGGUAUCUUAAAAGGGGACACCAAUGAAAGACCAUCCAUUUUCAGAGACAACUACCACAGUCUAGGGCUUCCAGGUUGUUAAAAGUCGUGUCAUGAAUAAGAUUUUUUCUUUACAUUGUAUUAAAAGAUAUUAUGCAUGUUGUAAUAAAAAGAAUGUUUUGAGUACUCGAGGCAGAAGAGACUGUGAACGAACAAGAGAAUGAAAGUUUCAGGAGUAGAUCUGUAUUGUCCAUCUGUGUUUUAAAGACAGUGGUUGUGCAACUAAGAACUUGAUUGUUUCUUGGGUUAAUCCCUGCGUCCUGUGUUCUAUGAGUUACAGUUUUGAGCAUUCCUCAAAAUGUAUUUGAUUCUAGAGAAAAUCACUUUUUCAUGUAGUCAUUGACAUUAUACGCAGUUGGGUUCCUUAAAUCUGUGUCAGUGCUUCAGGAAAAAGCACCAGUGAAUCAUUCGAAGGUGUCUCAAUUGAAAUAGACAAAUAAUGUAAUGACAUAUUAGUUUAAUAUAAGACUGAUCCGAAAGGCAGAAUAAUUGUGAAACUACACCAAGCUGAGGAUGAAUAUUCCUAGGAUGAUAAGAACAAAUGUGGAAAAACUCAGAUCCAGAUUUUGAUCUUCAAAUUUCUACUAAAGUUUGUGUCGAAGCACUCACAGGGUGAGGCCUAGAUUCAGAUUUGUGUUUAGGCAAAAAUUUAGUCAGCCCUUCAGUUGACAUUUUGCAAAAUCAUGAAGAGAGAGAAAACGAGAAUUGACAUACAUGUCCAUUGUUUGUACGUAUUUACCUAUAUACCGAUACCACAUUGAUUGGAAAUUCAAAACAUGUGAUUGCAUUGGUGGUUGUCUUCAUAAAUCAUGUUGCUUAAGUUUUUAUGCAGUAAACUUCCCUGCAAUGUAGGUCUACAUGAUAUUCAAUUCCACUUGUUUCACGUUCUAAUUAUGAUGCUUUUGCUAA
This is a messenger RNA of Aplysia californica (California sea hare), 4096 nucleotides long. RefSeq lists its product as uncharacterized. The transcript is spliced from 4 exons. Bases 173 to 943 code for a protein of 256 amino acids. The record is from RefSeq and is a predicted model, not a curated record. NCBI's taxonomy places the organism in Eukaryota, Metazoa, Mollusca, Gastropoda, Aplysiida, Aplysiidae.